AUCAGAGGCCAGAUGCUUCAGUGAAGUCAGCAUUAUCACUUAUGGGCAAUACAGGAAAUUUCGUCUUUCUCACAUCAGAACGGUGAAGCUGAAGGCAGAAGAGUUUUAAAACAAGAUUUGCCCAUUUGAAAAGUGAUACCACAGUACAGCACUCUUGUGAAGUAAUUUCCACGUUAUGCAAUAUUCUGUAAACAGGUGGGAAACUGUGAGAUAGACGCCACAGAAGAAGAUACAGUAUAUGAGUGAAGGGCUUCAUGUUGCAUUACAGAAUGGAUGGCUGUGUAAUUUCACCUUUGUCAGAAGAAUUAAUUCCGUAUGAUCCAGACACUCGGCCAAUAUAUGACUUCUACCCGUAUCUCAGUACUGACCCUCAGACUCAUCCUGAAAGUGGCUGGGACUACACAGGCAUUCAUGGCCAUCACGGUGAAUUUGAGCCGCCUCAAGGAAACCAUUUCACAGAGCUGCAUCCCAGCACAUACCGCUAUGGAGACGUGGAGUCCUUCCAUCCAUCCGUAGAUUCAGGGAUGGGAACACUUUUACCUGUUGUUCCUCCACAGGUGGUUUCGUCAGGGUGCGCAAGUGGAUUGGAUGCAGUUAAUUACCACAGAUGUGUCCCAGCUCUGAGAGUUAGUGCACCCUCAGUACUGUAUACUUAUGUACCCCAUACAAUGUACCAGCGGUCCCCUGUCCCCCACUGCAGUACCGAUGAUGAGGACCCCGGGGGACGCAGUCCACCCUUUGAGGUGUCCGAGGGUGAGGAGGACAAUGACAAACACCCAGGCAUCUCCAGCACUCUAUCAGGAAACAAACGGAAAGUGCGCCUCUAUCAGUUCCUCCUGGACCUUCUGCAGGACGGAGACAUGCGGGACUGCAUCUGGUGGGUGGACCGAGAGCGAGGCAUCUUUCAGUUCUCCUCCAAACACAAGGAGAUACUCGCCGGCCGCUGGGGCCAGCAGAAGGGCAACCGCAAGAGAAUGACCUACCAGAAGAUGGCCAGGGCCCUGCGCAACUACGGCAAGACCGGCGAGGUCAAAAAGGUGAAGAAGAAGCUGACGUACCAGUUCAGCGGCGAGGUGCUGAGGAGGACGACUACGGAGAGGAGGCAGUAUCAUCACUGAAACCCUGGACACAAAACAUCUCGUUCAGAUCCAGUGUCUCUUACCUACAAUAUUAAUAAUAAUAAUAAUAUUCUCAGAUUCUCUCCUGCCAUUGUUCUGCAGCAAAACAUGUAAUCUCAGGGAUAUGUUAUAUGUAAAGGUAAAUCAGAGAUAUAUAAUAUUUGAAUAGCUGACAAAUGGAUAUGGACAAUAGACAUUUUUAAGGUUAAAGUUAAUGUAUUUUUAAAAGAGUACAUGCUUCCAGGUUUCAAUGCUGUCACUAUUUUUCUAAAUUGUGUUGAUUUCAUUAUUGUUACAUUUCAAUUGGCCAGAGGUGUGACAAAUGCAUUUUGAAAGGUAUAAUAUUUCAUGUGGUCUCUUAGUUAAUAUGCUUAUGAAAACUGCAUCUGCAAUAAUAAUAGCAUUGUAAUAAUCCAAUUCUAAUAAUAAUGUUACACUUCAGGACGUUUAAAUGUAUUCGGCUAUUUUGACACAUUUUGACUUCCAUAUGCUUCAUCCACACAAAUAAGCAAAGCUUUAACUUAUUUUAUGCUUAAAGAUCUGUCAUUAUAUUAUGCAGAGUCAUCACACCGCUGAAUUAAUGAACCUGGAAGUCCUCCUUUAAAAUAGCUUAUUUACUUCCUGUUGGGUUCAACAAAGAUCCUUAAGAGAUCCAAGACUGUUAAAAAGUGAUUUUGUGAGUCACAACAUAUAAAUCACAAAGAGCAUUUGUGAAGAAAAACAAAUUUAUAUCUACCUUGUUCAUUGGGACAUUUCUGGAUUUCAGUUUGUGAUAUGAACAGCCAAAGAUUAAAACACAAUUUAAACAGAUAA
Molecule: messenger RNA, 1931 nt
Organism: Carassius gibelio (silver crucian carp)
Lineage: Eukaryota; Metazoa; Chordata; Actinopteri; Cypriniformes; Cyprinidae
Product: transcription factor PU.1
Exons: 6
Coding region: 255-1118 (287 amino acids)
Biological process (GO): regulation of transcription by RNA polymerase II; cell differentiation
Cellular component (GO): nucleus
Molecular function (GO): DNA-binding transcription factor activity, RNA polymerase II-specific; sequence-specific DNA binding
Source: RefSeq, a predicted model, not a curated record